Messenger RNA from Stylophora pistillata, 531 nucleotides. RefSeq lists its product as uncharacterized. The record is from RefSeq and is a predicted model, not a curated record. Lineage: Eukaryota; Metazoa; Cnidaria; Anthozoa; Scleractinia; Pocilloporidae.
AUGGCGAAAUGGAUUGAUAGAAGAGCAAAUAAAAAGAAAAAUACUUCAAUACUGAGCAAACUCCAGGAACCACACAAACAAUAUGUGAAGGAAAAUUGCGACUACUUGAAAGUUAUCAUUGAAUGUCUCAUGUUCACAGCCCAACAGAACAUCGCCCAAUGGGGCCACGAUGAACAACGUGAUAGUUUGAUAGUUUUAAUAGCAGGACAUAGCUUGGCUGAAGCUAUGAAACUUGAAAGCCAGCAUCAGAAGCAUGCACAGUGGACAUCUCCCGUGAUACAAAACGAUUGGGUACAAAUUAUCGCCGACCUCAUUCGCGAGCGUAUCACAAACGAUGUGCAAACCAGCCGAUGGUAUGUUAUCAUCUUGGACGAAACACCAGACAUUAGCAGAACUGAAGAAGUUUCACUUUGCCUUAGUUUUGCACUGAAUGGAACAAAGAAAGAAGUAUUCAUUGGUUUCUACUCCACAAAAUCAACCAAAGGCGAAAUACUGUAUGAACUGGUGAAAUCUGCUAUUACUGAACUCUAA